AGAAGAGGAAUAAUGAAUCCUACGAGAAACUGCUCAAAACCUUUGAAAUGAUCCAUAUUGAUAACAUGGAAGUUCUCAAGGCCCUGAUUUAUGCCGGGGAUGAUCAACCACCUCUCUUUGAUGGUUCUUCUAAGACAAGGGUUUGAACAUGAACUCCUUAUAUAUAGCUGAAUACAUUGCGCAAAAGAUUCACCUGAUUCCGCCUUCAAAACAAUAUAUUUUACCUGCAAAUCUUGGGACAAAAGAGAGAAGUAGAAUGAGCCAGUAACCAGUAAUAUCCCGAGCACUUUUAAAUAACCCCUAGACCGCAUAAAUAAUCAUUACACAAACACUACAGGGAAAAAUUCUUUUGGCGAUGCAAUCUAAAUUCGUCGCCAAAAAUGAUACCUUUUGGCAAGUAAAUACUUCAGAUUCCGUCGCCAAAUUAGACAUAUUUCGCGACAAAAUGAAAACAAGUAAUUUUUGCUAGGCCUUUACCCAUUUUUUAGGUUCAUUAGGAUUCUUAUUGGUUGGAGCUACCAGUUAUCUUGGUAGAAAUUUGAUAUCUUUAUUUCCGCCUCAACAAAUCUUUUUUUUUUUUUUCUUAAGGGCUUGUAAUGUCUUUCUAUGGGAUCUGGUCGAAUUUCAUCGUCAAAUCGGACCAAUUUGGCAAGGAAAUGAGAUUUUGUUAACAAAAGGUACCAUUUGGCAAGAAAAUAUGGAUUUCGUCACCAAAAGGCUAAUCUUGACAUUCUAAGGAGGAAAAAUGUGUUAUUGCUAAUAUCAAGCCUAGACAUCUCCCCAGACGAGCUGUCAAUUCUGAAACAAAUCUACAACGAGUCCCGACAACGUGCGACAAGGUCGGACAACCUGUACGAGGUGGUUUGGGUCCCAAUUCUGGAUCGCUCUGUGCAACAGUGGACCGACCAGAUGCAAAAAAAGUUUGAGACCCUACAACACACUAUGCCAUGGUACACAGUGCACCACCCUUCACUGAUCGAUCGUGUGGUGAUUAGGUUCGUGAAGGAGAGGGGGCAUUUUCGUAAUAACCCUAUCCUUGUGGUGUUGGACCCAAAAGGAAGGGUGGCGAGCCCCAAUGCAAUUCACAUGAUGUGGAUUUGGAGGAGCAAUGCUUUGCCUUUCACUAGCUCUCGAGAGAAGAUUUUGUGGGAGGGAGAGACUUGGAAGCUUGACUUGCUUGUGAAUGGUAUUGACCAAACAGUCCUGGAUUGGAUAAGCGAUGAGAAACACAUUUUCGUUUACGGAGGGGAUGACAUCGAGUGGAUUCGAAGAUUCACCAAGACAGCACGAUUCGUUGCCCAAUCGGCUCACAUCCCUCUAGAGAUGGUCUACGUCGGAAAGAGCAGCAUGAAAGAAAAAGUUCGUACAAUCAUCACCGCCAUCACAAAUGAAAAGCUCAGCCACGCAUGGCCAGAGCCCAUGAUAUGGUGCUUCUGGACUCGAUUGGAAAGCAUGUUGUUUUCCAAGAUCCAGAUAGGUCGAAUAGACGGCGACCACGACCCCAUGGUGCAAGAAAUCAUGAAACUGCUGAGCUAUGACAAGAGUACUGGAGGCUGGGCCGUGCUGGGUCGGGGGUCGCAAGUGGUGGUGAAUGGACACGGGACCAAAGUGAUGGAUACUUUGUUGAAGUACGACGUAUGGAAGGAACAUGUGGCCACUAAAGGGUUUGAACGGUCGUUCAAGGAUCAUCACGACAUGCUUCAUGCAACUGAGCACCCGUUUUUCCGGUAUGAGUUUUUGAGAACCAGUACCGGGAGGAUGCCGGAGAGUAUGAAGUGUCCGGAGUGCCUUCGUGCUAUUGAGAUGUCUAUGGCUUUUCUUGCUGCCAUGAUGAAAAUCCUACUGUCACACUCUAAUGAAGGUUAAUUCAAGCUACUUGGCAAUGGCAUGUGUGGUUUUAUCAUUAUUUUUUUCUUUUUGUUUAACAAGAUGAGGCAAAUAAUGUGAUGUUUAGG
Molecule: messenger RNA, 1955 nt
Organism: Rhododendron vialii
Lineage: Eukaryota; Viridiplantae; Streptophyta; Magnoliopsida; Ericales; Ericaceae
Product: protein SIEVE ELEMENT OCCLUSION B-like
Exons: 3
Coding region: 910-1866 (318 amino acids)
Biological process (GO): phloem development
Source: RefSeq, a predicted model, not a curated record